AUGGGCACAAACGGCGGCGCCGCUGCACCUGGAGCUCCGGGCAUGAAGCCAUCGACAAGCCCAUUCUCAUCUUCAAGCCCAUUCUCUUCCACCCCAUUUUCCUCAAGCCCUUUCUCCGGCCCCCCGCCAACAAGCAUGAACAUGAAUUCCACAUUCCCAAGAACACACAUGAGUCAGCCCAGCGUCGACGUCAACGGUCUACAGAAUGGCCGGCAUAGCCCGGAUGCAUUUGCCAGUCUGAGCGCUCGCUACGGUUGA
Messenger RNA from Penicillium manginii, 258 nucleotides. RefSeq lists its product as uncharacterized. The coding region runs from base 1 to 258 and encodes 85 amino acids. The record is from RefSeq and is a predicted model, not a curated record. Lineage: Eukaryota; Fungi; Ascomycota; Eurotiomycetes; Eurotiales; Aspergillaceae. The transcript has a single exon.